UAUUUUUCAAAAACAUCUGGCAUCUCUGGUUUUCGUUUUAGUGUUUCAUUUUCACGAAUUGCAAGUCACUGAAAUAUUUUUGAAGUUUUUCUGGCUAAUUGCUAGACUAUAUCUAUCAAAUGGCGGAAAUGGAAUUCUUGACAAUUGAUAAGGAUGAGUCGGACAUUCGUCCAACGAAAGAUACCGCACUAGACGAGUUAGACCUAGAAGACUUGUACACCAAGUAUAAGAAACUUCAAAAAAUGUUAGAGUUUUUGGAGGUUCAAGAAGAAUAUAUAAAAGAUGAGCAAAGAAACUUAAAAAAAGAGUAUCUCCAUGCACAGGAGGAAGUUAAGCGUAUCCAAUCUGUUCCACUAGUUAUCGGACAGUUUUUAGAGGCAGUUGAUCAGAAUAAUGGUAUCGUGGGAUCAACCACAGGAUCCAAUUAUUUUGUUCGCAUUCUUUCUACAAUUGAUCGAGAACUGCUAAAGCCUUCUGCAAGUGUAGCAUUGCAUAAACACAGUAACGCUCUAGUCGAUGUAUUGCCUCCCGAAGCCGACAGUUCAAUCUCUAUGUUGCAAGCAGAUGAAAAACCAGACGUUCAAUAUUCGGACAUCGGUGGGAUGGAUAUGCAAAAACAAGAAAUUAGAGAAGCUGUAGAGUUACCUCUAACACAUUUUGAGCUGUAUAAACAAAUUGGUAUCGAUCCACCCAGAGGUGUUCUCAUGUAUGGACCUCCUGGUUGCGGUAAGACUAUGCUAGCUAAGGCAGUAGCACAUCAUACUACCGCAGCAUUUAUUAGGGUUGUAGGUUCAGAAUUUGUCCAAAAAUAUCUAGGGGAAGGUCCGCGCAUGGUACGUGAUGUAUUUCGUUUGGCCAAGGAAAACUCUCCAGCAAUAAUAUUUAUUGACGAAAUCGACGCCAUCGCUACCAAACGUUUCGAUGCACAAACUGGAGCUGAUAGAGAAGUGCAGCGUAUUUUAUUAGAGCUGUUAAACCAGAUGGACGGAUUUGAUCAAACCACUAACGUUAAGGUUAUUAUGGCUACUAACCGUGCGGACACUUUGGAUCCCGCUCUGCUUCGUCCAGGCCGUUUGGACCGUAAAAUUGAGUUUCCUUUGCCAGACCGGCGUCAAAAACGAUUGAUAUUUUCAACAAUUACUGCCAAAAUGAAUCUGUCCGAAGAUGUCGAUCUUGAGGACUACGUUGCACGACCAGAUAAAAUAUCUGGAGCUGAUAUUAAUGCUAUCUGUCAAGAAGCAGGCAUGCACGCUGUUAGAGAAAACAGGUAUAUUGUUCUUGCAAAAGAUUUUGAAAAGGGAUAUAAAAAUAACAUAAAGAAAGAUGAAACGGAACAUGAAUUUUAUAAAUAAUAAUUUGUUUUGGCAGAAUACAUAGAAAGUAUGAAACAUUAAAA
Molecule: messenger RNA, 1396 nt
Organism: Wyeomyia smithii (pitcher-plant mosquito)
Lineage: Eukaryota; Metazoa; Arthropoda; Insecta; Diptera; Culicidae
Gene: Rpt3
Product: 26S proteasome regulatory subunit 6B
Exons: 5
Coding region: 120-1352 (410 amino acids)
Biological process (GO): proteasome-mediated ubiquitin-dependent protein catabolic process
Cellular component (GO): proteasome regulatory particle, base subcomplex
Molecular function (GO): proteasome-activating activity; ATP hydrolysis activity; ATP binding
Source: RefSeq, a predicted model, not a curated record